CCCUCCCCCGGCCCUGCCCAGCCCGCCCAGCCCGGUCGUGCCGUCGGUCGGUCGCUCCGGCCCGGCUGCGGGAGGAUGAAGUUCGUGUACAAGGAGGAGCACCCGUUCGAGAAGCGCCGCUCCGAGGGCGAGAAGAUCCGCAAGAAGUACCCGGACCGCGUCCCGGUGAUCGUGGAGAAGGCGCCCAAGGCCCGCAUCGGAGACCUGGACAAGAAGAAGUACCUGGUGCCUUCCGACCUCACAGUCGGGCAGUUCUACUUCUUGAUCCGGAAGCGGAUCCACCUCCGAGCCGAGGACGCCCUGUUCUUCUUCGUCAACAACGUCAUUCCGCCCACCAGCGCCACGAUGGGCCAGCUCUACCAGGAACACCACGAAGAAGACUUCUUCCUGUACAUCGCCUACAGCGAUGAGAGUGUCUACGGCCUGUGAAGCUGCUGCCCCGAGGUGGGGAUGGGGGUCCACUCCGAAGAGGCGGGCCCC
Suncus etruscus (white-toothed pygmy shrew) is the source of this 480-nucleotide messenger RNA. RefSeq names its product GABA type A receptor-associated protein (gene GABARAP). Lineage: Eukaryota; Metazoa; Chordata; Mammalia; Eulipotyphla; Soricidae. Gene Ontology annotation, cellular component: autophagosome membrane; cytosol; autophagosome. The transcript is spliced from 4 exons. Gene Ontology annotation, biological process: cellular response to nitrogen starvation; macroautophagy; autophagy of mitochondrion. The record is from RefSeq and is a predicted model, not a curated record. Gene Ontology annotation, molecular function: ubiquitin protein ligase binding; GABA receptor binding. Bases 76 to 429 code for a protein of 117 amino acids.